Messenger RNA from Hibiscus syriacus, 2160 nucleotides. Its product is annotated as galactolipid galactosyltransferase SFR2, chloroplastic-like. The record is from RefSeq and is a predicted model, not a curated record. The transcript is spliced from 10 exons. The coding region runs from base 87 to 2033 and encodes 648 amino acids. Gene Ontology annotation, biological process: carbohydrate metabolic process. NCBI's taxonomy places the organism in Eukaryota, Viridiplantae, Streptophyta, Magnoliopsida, Malvales, Malvaceae. Gene Ontology annotation, molecular function: beta-glucosidase activity.
CGAUGAAUUAGCCACUCCAUUUCAAACUCUCAGCUCUCGGUCUUUUCAAGUUUUUAAAUCUCAUUUCUCAAUACAAAAACAAGAUAAUGGCGUUAACGGCCUUGUUUCUUUCGGCGACGAAGCUCGCCGGAAUCAUAGUGACGAUUUCCAUCGCCGCCAAUGCUUUCUCUUUCUCGCGUUACCGGAAAAAGCAUCUCCGGCGCUUCGAUUCUCCAAUCGACGAAUCCUCCGAUAUUCUUGCUGAUUUCAAUGUCAAUGGUGAGGAGGGAAAUGGGUUUUUCUUUGGAUUGGCAACAGCUCCAGCACAUGUGGAAGACAGGCUCAAUGAUGCUUGGCUACAGUUUGCGGAAGAAAAUCCUUGUCAUAAAUCAGAAACAAGUGAUGAUGAUCCAGUGGAAGCUGAUGCAGUGAUGGGUGUUGCUGCUGAUGGUGGUUCGCAUAGUGCUCCGUUAGCUAGGGAAAAGUCUGGCAAAAAGAAGAGGCCCCUUAAGGUUGCCAUGGAAGCCAUGAUAAGAGGGUUACAAAAGUUUGUAGAGGAUGAGGCUGAAGAAGAAGGAAAAGAGACUGCUUCCUCUGAGGAAUGCCAUCAUAAUGUAGCAGCAUGGCACAAUGUUCCUCACCCGGAGGAGAGAUUAAAAUUUUGGUCUGAUCCUGACACAGAAGUGAAGCUGGCUAAAGAUACUGGCAUCAGUAUCUUUCGGAUGGGAAUAGACUGGAGUCGAGUCAUGCCACAGGAGCCAGUUAAUGGGAUUAACGAUGCUGUCAAUUAUGCAGCACUGGAGCGAUAUAAAUGGAUAAUCAACAGAGUUCGGUCUAAUGGAAUGAAGGUGAUGCUCACACUAUUUCAUCACUCACUGCCCCCAUGGGCUGGUGAUUAUGGUGGAUGGAAGCUGGAGAAAACUGUUGGUUACUUCAUUGAGUUUACCAAGCUUGUUGUCGACAGCGUAUCAGAUAUGGUCGACUAUUGGGUAACAUUUAACGAACCUCAUGUAUUCUGUAUGCUUACUUAUUGUGCGGGUGCUUGGCCCGGUGGUCAUCCUGAUAUGCUGGAGGUUGCCACUUCUGCUAUGCCAACUGGUGUUUUUAUGCAAGCCUUGCAUUGGAUGGCCGUUUCACAUUCAAAGGCCUAUGACUAUAUACAUGAACAAAGCAGUACAUCAUCAAAAAAAGUGGUUGGAAUAGCACAUAAUGUAUCAUUUACACGGCCAUAUGGUCUCUUUGAUGUUGCUGCUGUUACGCUGGCCAAUUCUCUCACCAUUUUUCCAUAUGUGGAUAGUAUACGUGACAAGCUGGAUUUUAUAGGCAUAAACUACUAUGGGCAGGAAGUAAUAUCUGGUGCCGGACUGAAGCUAGUAGAGACUGAUGAGUACAGUGAAUCAGGGCGAGGGGUUUAUCCAGACGGCCUGUUUCGUCUGUUAAUAGAGUUUCAUGAAAGAUACAAACACCUUAAGGUCCCAUUCAUAAUUACAGAGAACGGUGUUAGUGAUGAGACGGAUAUUAUCCGUAGACCUUAUCUUUUAGAACAUUUACUUGCUGUUUAUGCAGCAAUGCUCAAGGGUGUCCCUGUGCUCGGUUACAUGUUUUGGACUAUUUCCGACAACUGGGAAUGGGCUGAUGGUUAUGGUCCUAAGUUUGGACUUGUAGCCGUUGAUCGUGCCAAUGGCCUUGCUCGAAUCCCACGUCCUUCAUAUCACCUCUUUUCAAAGGUGGUAACCACAGGCAAAAUUACACGUGAAGACAGGGAAAGAGCAUGGAAUGAACUUCAAAAAGCUGCAAAAGAGAAGCAAACAAGACCUUUCUAUCGGGAAGUUAAUAACCAAGGUUUGAUGUAUGCAGGAGGCCUUGAUGAACCUACACAGCGGCCUUUUAUCGAAAGAGAUUGGCGGUUUGGACACUACGAAAUGGAAGGUCUGCAGGAUCCAUUAAGCCGAUUAUCCCGAUACCUUCUCCAACCUUUCUCCCUCAAAAAGAAGAGGAAAUAUAAGAAAGUUGACACUGAAUUGGUUCUUCAGCCCCUUGAACUGAAUGUGUAAAGGUAUAUAAACUCUAGUAUUAGUUCCAUUGUUUGGAAUUCUUAGCAUACAGCACCAGACAGUCGGUACAGUUACUUUUGCCUUAAGAGGCUGAGACUCUGGCUCUUUAAAUAAAGUGAUUUAAACA